UGUUGUUACUUCCUGUUUUGUCCGGAGCGGAGCCUCCUCCGUCCUCUCGGUCCCGUCGGUCCUCCGCCGGUGUCUCCUCGUCUUUGUUCCCGGGAGUCUCCGUCCUCCGUCCCCCCACCUCCUCCUCCGUCUGUCCUCUCCGGCUCACCUCCAGCUAACGUCCGCACACCGGGAGGACCUGGAUCCAGUGACCGGGACGCAGAGCAGGGACGCCGGGCUGAGCUCACAGGAGGAGCCGGUGUCUGUGUGGUUCUCCUGAUGGAUUUUACAUAAAUGUUUGUCCUCUAAACCCUCAAUAAUGCGCUCCGUGCGGCUAAUGCUAAUUACCCAGAGUGCUGAUUAGCCGACUGCGCUAACCGGGUCAGGAGGACUCGUUAAAUAAACUAGUUAAUGUUGACCUCCGGCUCUGUCCGCUUAAAGUGCCUGUUUUUUAAAGCUACUCUGGACCGCUAAAGGUGCUAAUUUACGUUAGUCCGGGUCUAAGCGGGUUUGGUCCCGGGUUUAGCUGCCACCAUGGCGGAGCUCCACCAGACUCCCACCUCGCUGUGCUGCUGCCGUAAAUCCCUGCCGGUCUCGGGGGCCCGGUGCGUCGGAGAGUCCGGCCGGCCCUCGGCAGGUCUGGGGCCCGGGUCCCCACGGUGCCCCCUGGUGGACGUGGCCUCGGCGUCAAACUUCCGGUGCUUCCAGCUGCGUCACUUCCACCUGGACUUGCGGCUGAACUUCGCGGUGAAGGAGAUGAGCGGCUGGCUGGUUCUGGACCUGGUUCCGGUCCAGCUGGGGGUCUGCACCCUGGUUCUGGACUCCCACCCCUCCCUGCUGAUCCACUCCAUAGACUGUAAGGUCCCCGGGGCCGGACUGGACGAACCCGUCUCCCUCACAUACCGGGUCGACCCGUUCACGGACUACGGCUCCUCGCUCAACAUCAGUCUGCCGACUGCAGCGGUGAAACCCGGCCGGCUGAUCCAGAUCACCGUCCGAUACACCACCACCGACGGCCCGGCGAUCUGGUGGCUGGACUCGGAGCUGACCUGUGGACAAACUCGUCCUCUGGUCUUCACUCAGGGCCACUCGGUGUGUAAUCGAUCCUUCUUCCCCUCUUUUGACACUCCGGCUGUGAAGAGCACGUACACGGCAACUGUCCGGGUCCCAGAUGGAGUGACGGUUCUGAUGAGUGCUUCUCGGAGUUCUUACUCCAAACAGGACCGAGUCUUCCAGUUCUCCAUGGAGUUCCCCGUCCCGUCCUACCUGGUGGCGCUGGUGGCCGGAGAGCUGCAGCACGUCGACGUCGGACCGAGGAGUCGUGUGUGGGCGGAGCCAUGUCUGCUGUCAUGUGCGGUGAAGAAGCUAGGGGGCAGCGUGGAGCGCUGGCUUGGCGUCGCCGAGGACCUGUUUGGACCGUACCUGUGGGGCAGGUGUGACAUCGUCUUCCUCCCCCCCUCCUUCCCGAUCGUUGCCAUGGAGAACCCCUGCCUCACCUUCAUCAUCGCCUCCAUCUUGGAGAGCAGCGAGUUCCUGCUGAUCGACGUCAUCCACGAGAUCGCCCACGGCUGGUUCGGCAACGCCGUCACCAACGCAACCUGGGAGGAGAUGUGGCUGAGUGAGGGGCUCGCUACCUACGCCCAGCGGAGGAUCACCACCGAGGCCUACGGUGAGGCGUUUACCUGCCUGGAAACCGUCGUGCGAUUGGACGCCCUCCACAGACAGCUGCGUCUCCUUGGAGACAACAACCCUGUUAGUAAACUGCAGGUCAAGUUUGAGCCAGGUGUGAACCCCAGCACUCUGAUGAACCUGUUCACCUAUGAGAAAGGUUUCUGCUUCGUGUCCUACCUGUCUGAGCUGAGUGGAGACGUGACACGCUUCGACUGCUUCCUCAGGGACUAUAUCUCAGAGUUUAAGUUCAAGAGCGUCGUGGCUCAGGACCUCAUUGACUACUUCCUGGGUUAUUUCCCGGAGCUGAAGGAUGCCGCCAUCGCCCAGAGAGAAGGUCUGGAGUUUGAGCGCUGGCUCAGUGGAUGUGGACCUCCUCCGUACGAACCGGACCUGUCAGCAGGCGGCGCUCUGAUCCGACCCGUCCAGGAUCUGUGUGACCUCUGGAGGAGCGCCGACCCCCCCGACCUGCAGACGCUCUCCACCUUCGACCUGUCGGCCUGGAGCACCUUCCAGAUCGUCCUGUUCCUGGACCGCAUGUUGGACCACUCGCCGCUGCCGCACGACGUGAUGGUGAGUCUGUCGGGUUCUUACUCGUCGCUGUUUGACGGUCUGAACGCUGAGGUCCAGAUCCGCUGGCUGCAGAUGGUGGUGAGGAACACCUUCUACCCCGACCUGCCGAGAGUCCGAGCCUUCCUGCACAAACACACUUCCAGGAUGUACACGGUGCCGCUGUACGAGGACCUGGUUACCGGGGUGAUGAAGUGCGUUGCCAUGGAGAUCUUCUACCAGACGCAGCGCCGCCUCCACCCGAACCUCCGACGGACGCUGCAGCAGAUCCUGUUCCAGACCGGCUCGGCUCCAACCAAUCAGAACGGACCUUCUGCCCUGUCCGUCAUCCCCCCCGCCUCCCCUCCUCCCUCCUCCACGACCUCACAGCAGUCGCCCGCCGCCACGGCAACCGCUGCCGCCGGGACGACCGCCUCCAUCGCUCUGCGGGAUGUCAACGUCUCGGCGUGAUGGUGAGAGGUCCGGACGCCGGUUGCCAUGGCGACUGCAGCAGGUUUAAACACUGUUUAAACACUCCAGACAUUUUAAAGGGUUGAACAGAGGAGGAAGCGGCCGCCUUUCAAACCCUGAGCUGCUCAAACUGUGGCCCGCGGCCCCAAGACGGGUCAUCCGACGGGACCCCGGAGGCCCACGGGUUUUUAUUUAACUUGAAAUGAGACGUUCGAGUGAUUCCCAGCAGAACGUUUCAGAACUGAUAUCUGCGUUUUAAUUUACCGAUGUUGGACGAAAUCAGAAGUUCGAUUUGAAGCUAAACUCGUGUCUGAGUCAACGGAUCCACUGACUCCAGCUCUAUUUAUUUCCUGACGCCGCCGUGUCACAUGGUACAGUUUGUUUUCCACCGCAGGAACAUUUCAGGAACACAAGAACCGUCAUUUUUGUCGUUUUGAGUCUUGUUUUUGGCAUUUUGUGUCUCAUUUUUGUCCCUUUGUCUCUCGUUUUUGUCGUUUUGUGUCUCGUUUUUGUCGUUUUGUGUCUCGUUGUUGUCAUUUUGUGUCUCGUUUUUGUCAUUUUGUCUCAUUUUUUUUGUUUUGAGUCUCAUUUUUGUCAUUUUGUUAAAAAACUUUCGUCAUGUCUUGUUUCGGUAGUUUCGAGUUCUUUUGUUCACACAUAAAAUGGAUAGAUGUUGAAUACCUUGACAGAUUCGGCAGAAACUUUUGCUGUCGGUAAGACACUUCUGAAGAAGGUGAAAGUUUCCGCCAGAACUGCCAAGGUAAUCAAUAUCUAUAUAUUCAUUUCAUGUCUGAACAAAAGAACUCAACACUACCUGUUUUUAAGGAAAACGAAGCGCCAGCUCUUUAACGUCACCGUCUUAAUUUGUAGAAUUACUCUUACAAAACAACAAAACAAACCUCCAUUGAUUUAACAGACUUUGAGUUUCAUCCACGAACUUUAAAUUUGUUAGUUAGAGCUGCGCCAUAAUGGAAACCAAAAGACUAGUUCUGUUCCUGUAAAUGUUCCUGCAGUGGAAAACCGUUUCAUAUUCAACAUCCUGGAGGAACUACUUCCUGUUCCCUGAGCGAUGACGCCGGCGAUGCGAUUGAACUGAACUCCGAGGACUGAAACGUUUCGCUAAAAUAACCAACGGAUUUUCUGCUUUAAGUCGAUCCGAACGGAGAGUUGUCGACCAGGUGGACUCGACCAAUAAACUCUACCUCCAUCUGAUCCCGACUCACCUGCCGACCCACCGAGCCUCCACUCCAUCCACCCGAAUCCACAGACCAGCAGACUUCACCCCAGUGGCCUUAAUGCUGCCUUCAUGAGGCUGGAAACCGAGACGUUCGGUGCCGAUCUCACCCAAAGCCAGCAGCAAUAAACGUCCGGGUUUCUGAGUUUAAGGAUUUCUGUUUCCGACCAAACUCAGAAACCUGGAAGACGACCGACUGAACAGAAUCGACUGAUUUGCCAAGAAAACGCAAUAAUACUUUAUUACUGAGCUCUGAAACUUCCCACCGUUCCCAGCUGACACUGAACGCCUCUGCAGACAGAUUUAUAAUGAAUGUGUGACAAAUAAAACACUUGAAACCUCA
Molecule: messenger RNA, 4244 nt
Organism: Amphiprion ocellaris (clown anemonefish)
Lineage: Eukaryota; Metazoa; Chordata; Actinopteri; Pomacentridae
Gene: rnpepl1
Product: arginyl aminopeptidase like 1
Exons: 12
Coding region: 514-2667 (717 amino acids)
Biological process (GO): proteolysis
Molecular function (GO): metalloaminopeptidase activity; zinc ion binding
Source: RefSeq, a predicted model, not a curated record